AUGAAUAUUGAAUUUAAGGGAAUGUGGUCUAUAAGUAUGAUACAAUUAAACAUGCUAAAUGGAUUAUCAAAUUUUGCUUAUCAUUAUUAACUACAUUCGGUUGCAUACUUCCUUGCUUUUUGUGAUAUGGAGUCUUUAAAAAUAAAGAUCGUCUAGAUUUUUCUAAAGUAAGAAAAGCAUGAGGAUAUUUGUAUAAUGAGUACAGGAUUCAUGUUUAUUUCUGGGUAACACUAAACAUAAAGCGAGAAGAAAUCAUUACGAAAUGAAUUUAGAAAUCUGAGGAAGCUUAACAAAAUUAACUGA
Messenger RNA from Paramecium pentaurelia, 303 nucleotides. NCBI's taxonomy places the organism in Eukaryota, Ciliophora, Oligohymenophorea, Peniculida, Parameciidae. The record is from the annotation of a GenBank genome assembly.